Molecule: messenger RNA, 1767 nt
Organism: Agrilus planipennis (emerald ash borer)
Lineage: Eukaryota; Metazoa; Arthropoda; Insecta; Coleoptera; Buprestidae
Exons: 3
Coding region: 197-667 (156 amino acids)
Biological process (GO): positive regulation of voltage-gated potassium channel activity; sleep; regulation of synaptic transmission, cholinergic
Source: RefSeq, a predicted model, not a curated record
AAGCUGUUUGGGAAGCAGUUCUGCCAACGCAGUCACAAAUGUUAAAUGCUUAAGCCAUUAACAUAAUAAGUCACCAAAAUGGCAGCAGAGUAAAUAUAAAUAUUGUUGUUGUUAUUCUAGUUAUCGUGUUAUUGAAUGUACGUUUAUGACUUUUUUGUGUUUGUUUUAAUGUGAAUAAUAACAAAUUUCUUGUAAAAUGUGCCUUAGGACCACAAUAUCAGCAUUAACCCUUUUUUUUGUUAUCUUUUUGACCGCUAUUCAAAAAGGUAACGCGGUACGUUGUUACCAGUGCGGUUCUGCCCAGGACCCAAAAGGCCAGGAUAAUUGUGGAGCUUAUAGAAAAUUCGACAAGACACAACACAUAGCUGUAGAAUGUAAUACUGAAGAAAGCCAUGCACCAGGUUCAUUCUGCAUGAAAGUAACGCAACAAAGUCCGAAGGGUUUCAUUUGGGACGGUAGAUGGCGUCAGGUAAUUCGUAGAUGUGCGUCUGUAGCUGAUACGGGUGUCACGGGGGUGUGCAAUUGGGGUGUCUAUGAAAAUGGUGUCUAUUGGGAAGAAUGUUACUGUUCUGAAGAUGAAUGUAACUCGUCAAAUGUUACAAAGACUUCCGUUGUGAUGUUUUUUGUUAGUUUAGGAACAAUUUUAUGGUCGUACAGAAUUUUUUGAAUAAUGUACGUUAUUUGAAUGAUAAUUAACACCAUUAGUACAAAAAUUUGUUGAUUCGAUGCUACUUCAAUUGCUGUUAAGCGUAUCUAUUUACAACGACUAGAUUUUCAAAUGUAUUAUUGUCAAAAUGGCUGCUUACUAUUUGAAUCUCUUUUAUUUUAAGUAAUCAAGCUGUUAAGUAUUUUUUACUAUGUAUGUAUUUAAUUUAUAUUGAUACCGUCCAUAUUCGUUAUAGACUUUACCACUUUUUAUAUUCGAGUAGUAGUUAUAAUAAUUUUAUAUAAAUGAUAUUUUAAAGCAACACCAGCAGUUUGUUUUACAUAAUAAGCAUUUACAAUGGCUGUUUGACAUUUGAAUAUAAAAGAUGGCAACCUAACGUUUGAAUACAUGGCGUUCAUCCGCCAUGUUCGCGCCAUGUUUGUUAUUGUGAAAAUAUUAAAACAAAAUGGAAAAUACACACAUUUAUUCAGUUUUCAUUAAAUACAUAAACAACAAUUAAACUAAUAUACAAUAUAUUUCGUAUAUAUGCUAAAAAAAUGCAACAGUUCUUACAGCUUUUUAGUGGUAACCAAAACAAACGUGUAUUGUCAUACAUUGACUAUUUUGGUUUGGAUAUUUAUAGGAGAAUAUCACAUAAGGCUUUUAUAAUUUAUCUAUUUUUGUAUAAUACAUUAAUAUCGAUCUAUUUUAAUUAUGUUGACAUCUUUCUAAGAAGAAUUUUAUAGCACCAAAACUAUUAGAAAAUAAACAAGGCGGUCUACAAUAUACAAACUAUACAAUUGGAAUAAUUAGACAAAAUAGUUGUUUAAAUUAUGGACCUUAUUUACCUACAGUUAAAAUAAUAAUAUAAAAGAGGUGUAUAUAAUAUUUUGAUAGAAAACUAUCCGAUAUUUGAUUAAACAAUAACAACAAUUUAACGCUAUCGUACAUCAACAUUUAUUAGGUAUAAUAUCUAACAACAAUGUACAAUAAGUAUAUAAAUAGUAACUAAUUAUCCUUUUUGUGUACCUAAAAGCGAUAUUUAAUUACCUGUUUCCAUAUUUCGAGAUGUUAUUUUGAUAAGGGCAGGUACGAACUUGUAAAUAAAAAAAUAAAGUCUU